Messenger RNA from Nymphalis io (European peacock), 1326 nucleotides. RefSeq lists its product as uncharacterized. Lineage: Eukaryota; Metazoa; Arthropoda; Insecta; Lepidoptera; Nymphalidae. The record is from RefSeq and is a predicted model, not a curated record. The transcript has 5 exons. The coding region runs from base 144 to 713 and encodes 189 amino acids.
CGGCACGCCGGUUUGACAGGCGACGCUUUCCGCUAUUUUUCACACGUUGACAUUCUAUAUUUUUAAACUGUGCUAUUGAGUGAUUGAAAUAAAUAUAAAAAAUAAUUUUAAAAUUAUAAUAUUAUUUUAUUAUAAUAUAAAAAAUGACAGCAAAAAUGCGUUGUAAACUAUUAGUGUUGCUUUUAUUUUUUGGGUGUGCAAAAAUAGAAGCAAAGUCGGAUGAAAAGAGUAACGUCAGUGCCGAAGUUAAAUCUACAAAUAAAAUGAUUCAAAACGACGGCGCGGCGUUGCUGUUCGCUGACGAAUUGAAGCAAGUGAUCCAGAGGUAUAUGUUCGGUAUAUGUCCACAGCCGUACAAGUCGCGUUGGUCGCAGAUGGUGGGCAGCAAGAAGAACAGCACCACCCCGACUUGCGACCUGGAUACUGAUCAGCAGGACCUUGCUGGCAGACUUGCAACACUCGCGUUGCGUGUACACUCCGUGUCCCGCACGGACUGCGCACGGUUCGGCGCCGCACUCGCGAACACGUUCGGAGAGCUCGCUCGCACUGCGUCCAAUAGACAAGUGCUAGCUGCCGCAGUCGCGAAUGAGAAAAAACGAAAAUUGUCGAAGAGUCAAAAGGCGAAAAUCGCCGCGAAACAGCGAACAGCGCUCGCCGUCAAAAAGAAGGCAGCCGCCGUCGCCGCUGCAGCUGCUGCCAAAAUGGCCACAUAAUAUUUUAAUAUUAACAUAUUUUUUAAAAUAGUACUGUAAUUAAAUUUUUUAAUUUUUAAAAUAUAACAAAACGAUUACACCACAUAAUUAUUUCCUUUAUAGAAAAUGAUAAAUAUAUAUUUAAUUUAUUAAGUUAUUUAUAUAUCGUAAAUCGUUAUAUAAAUAAUUUCAUCGAUAAUUUUUAGGUCAUUUUAGAAAAAAAAAACAUUCAAUGCAACUGAUUUUAAAGUCAGCAAGAUAUUAAUUAUGAAAACAAAUUCCGCGUAUAACAACUUAAUACAAUGUGUAUUAAGUUUUUAGACUAUUGAGUUGCUUUAACUUGCAAUCUUAUCUAAAUAAUAAUAAUAAUAAUAAUAGUCUAAGCAUUAUAUCCAAUGUGGAAUCUUAGCUUUUCGUUCGUCCGUUCAUUCGUUCAAAAUGGACUAAAACAAUUAUGUCAAGUGAAUCAAUGUAUCCAAAAAAAUACUCGUGUAAAUUAAAAAUGAAAACAAUUCAGUAAAAAUAUUUUUUUAAUUUUUAGUCUACCAAAGCUAGAUUUUAAUUAUUAAAAAAGAUGUCUUAUUUAUAAGUUUAAUGUGUAACUUAUUUAUAAGUUUAUUUAAAUUAAAUGUUA